AUGCUUCCGAUAUGUUAUUUUCCAAGGCGAUGUCUCAUGAUCCUCCAGUUUCAUGUUCUUCUUAUCUUAUUACUCUUUCCAGCUAAAGAAUGCACCAUGCCAGAAGCAAGUCAAGAAGGAUUAUUGCAUUCUUUUAAAAGUUAUUCAGAUAUAGCAAUGUUUCAUUAUACAGUUCCAAAAGAGGUGCUCAGAGCUACUUGGCAAUUUGCUGCAUUUAUGGAUGGGCAAAAUUGCCCAGAAAGAAAAGUGCAUAUAUACCUGCAAUGGGGCAGUUACCCUGUGAUAUCUGUAAAUAAUGAUACAUUUCCUAAUGAUAUGUAUCCUAAGCGUAAUCAUACUAUUAUAGUUUCUGCAAUUACAACAUUUGAACCAAAAACUACUGCAAUUGUACCAGUUUAUGGACCAGAAGCUGGAGAUUGGUUUGUUGGAGCAUAUUUGUCUCAUUGGGAUGAGAAAGUGCAACAACAGGGGCUUGGCCAUAAAUGCCACUAUAGUAUAGGUUCUGUAGCCAUAUGGACACAAACCAAUAGUAUUGAAAAUAUACCUAUUGGUUACCAACAUACAUUAAGAACAAAAGAAACUACUUCUUAUUACAAGAUAUACAUACCAUCAGGAACAUGGAAUUUUCAAGUAGAUAUUUGGGGUUGUAAUUUCACUGUUUAUAAGUCUCACGGUAUACACGAGGUUUGCAUUAAAAAUAUGGCUCUACAAGGACGUUCUCUACCUGUUUUCAAUCACUCUGAACAAAAUGAAAUUAGAAAUGUAACUGUGUUAGGUUCAUACACCUUUACAGAGUCUUCUCCCUAUGAAGACAGUUAUUACUAUUUGAUGAUUAUUUCAGACAGUAUUAUUGAAGUAAAUGUAAAAGUAGUCACUUCAGAAUGUCCAAUCAGAAUAACAGAAAAGUCGUUUGUAAGACAAUAUUUGGAUGCACCUUCAUUUUCUAAAGCACUAGCUCAAUUACACAUGAAAGAUCUAACAAAACAUCGUUUGCAUCACGAUGAAAAUAAAAAUAACGAAUCAUUUUAUAAUGGGGUUGAUCUUAUGAAAAAUCAAUUCCAUAUACCAGAUGAAAAUUUUGAUGAUCCAUGUGUCCCAAGAUAUCAACUUGCCCGAAUAAAGCAUUCACAAACAUUCUCUGGUGUCUAUCUAUUACAGGGUAGAGAAUGGUUAACUUCUUGGGUAAUCUUAACUGAUAUACAUCCAGUAGUAACACAAUUUAAUAUUUUACCAUUAGUAGAUAUUGGUGGUACACUUGAUAUAAGUGUUCAUUUGGAAAUGGAUAAAGUAUCAACAAGACAGCUAGUAAAAGUUAUACUUUGUGUUCGUCGUGGGCGAGUUCCAGAUAGAAUUAAGGGUAAUAUUGUAUGCGAGGAUUCAAAAAUGUUAAUGAAUUUAUCUUCGUUCGAUAAACAUGACGGAAGUUUAUUAAUACCAUAUCCACAGUCAGAUACUUGGUAUGUUACUUUACAUGCAACAUGUUACUUUAACGGAAAACCCGUAAAUUGUGAAAUGGAAGAAAUUUUAGUAUCGCUGGAUAUACGAACUAGGCAAUGUGUGUUUCCUGGAAAUUAUCCAUGUGGUCAUCAUGGACUUUGUCAAGAAAUUCAUCGAGAUAUUCUAUAUUAUACGACGUGUAAAUGCUUUGAAGGAUACAAAGGUUGGGGCUGUACUGAUGCUACUAGUGCCAAUCCUGAAUCCUCUCUUCUUAUAACAACAAUGAUGCUCACUUUAAGUAAUGGUUUUUUCAUACCUGCUAUAUAUUUAGCUGUUAAGCGCGGAUUAUAUACUGAGGGAUUAGUCUAUUUGGCAACUAUGCUUUUUUCGUCUCUGUACCAUGCUUGUGAUCAACAUAUUAUGACUUAUUGUGUUGCUAAAUAUGAAGUUUUACAAUACAGUGACUUUUUUUCAAGUAUAUUAGCAUUUUGGGUAACACUUGUUGCAAUGGCUGAAAUACCGAUUCAUUUUGUAUCAUUGUGUCAUAUGUUUGGAGUUCUUAUAAUAGCUUUUGGAGUGGAAUCCAAUAAAACAAGCCUAACUAGUAUAUUAGUACCUUUAGGAAUGGGCAUUAUGAUUCCAAUGGGAACAUAUGUUUAUCGUUGUUUUCAUUUGAAAAAAUGGAAAAAACCUGACCGAAUUUCAAAGUUAUUAGCAGGUUUAACAUUGGCAGCCAUAGGUUUAUUGCUCUUUUCUUUAGUUGAAACGGAAGCUAAUUAUCAGUAUGUUCAUAGCGCAUGGCAUAUGAUAAUAGCCAUCUCAUUGAUAUUUCUUUUACCACCAUCGCGAAUAGAGCAAAUUGGUUCUUCAGGUAGUUCAUUUAGCGACGAUAGUGAAUUACUUGAUUAUAAGGAUUCGCCGGGUAGUCCAAUUUUUACGGUAACCACUGGCCAGGAAAAUUUGGUAAUUGCCUCGAAUUGAAAAUUAUAUUAAAAAUAAGUAGA
Habropoda laboriosa is the source of this 2441-nucleotide messenger RNA. Its product is annotated as transmembrane protein 8A-like. The coding region runs from base 1 to 2418 and encodes 805 amino acids. Lineage: Eukaryota; Metazoa; Arthropoda; Insecta; Hymenoptera; Apidae. The transcript has 13 exons. The record is from RefSeq and is a predicted model, not a curated record. Gene Ontology annotation, cellular component: plasma membrane.